Messenger RNA from Salmo salar (Atlantic salmon), 2048 nucleotides. RefSeq names its product interleukin 12B 2 (gene il12b2). NCBI's taxonomy places the organism in Eukaryota, Metazoa, Chordata, Actinopteri, Salmoniformes, Salmonidae. Gene Ontology annotation, molecular function: protein binding. The record is from RefSeq and is a predicted model, not a curated record.
CCACCCUCUCAUCUUCCAAAAGUCCGUGGCAAAGAUGUGUGGGCAGAGGCUGAAUAGCACACAGUAGCCAAACAUAUAAAACAGAAGGACUUUCAGAAAAUAAGAGAAACUCAAGUUGACUCUUUGUUACAAGCUUGACCGAGCUGACUGCCAACAAUCAAUCAACGUGACCAGCGCAACUUCAGCAUAACGAUGACUGUAGUACCAUGGGUCAUCAUGCUCCUCUGUGUUAUUCUACCGAGAGUGAAUGGUCUCACCUCCUUCCAUGAAUUCUACAUGGUUGAUAAGGGGGACAGUUUGGUGACUCUGACAUGUCCCACGGCAUUCUCUGGCGCUAUGACGUGGAAGUACGAGGCUGAGGAUUUAGACAAAACUCAGGUCCAAGGCCAUAACCUGAUACUGAAUGAGGUGGACUGGUAUGGAGAAUACAGCUGCUGGGAUCGAGACAGGAAACUAGGAUCCAUCUAUCUACUGGAGGAGCUGAAGGACCCGGAGGAACAGGACGAUUAUUUAAUCAGCUGUCGAGCCAAGUCUUAUGGCUGCACCUUUAACUGUAGCUGGACCCGCAGUGAAUUCACAGCUGUCCGUCUUGGGUUGGGCCAUGACUGUACUGACAGCCAGGAAUCUUGCACCUGGGUGUACCCAACGACCAGCCUCCAAGAUGGAGGGUUGGAGUUUGAACUGACACAUUCACUUUCACCCUACACUGAGGAGACUGCUCCCCUAGUGGUCACUGUUGAGGCCAUCACCAGGCAGGAGUACCUCAGGAAGACUAAGAGGUUCUACCUACACGACAUUGUCCAGCCAGACAGUCCUGCAGGGAUGAAGUGCCAGGUGAUGGAUCAGAGAUUGAAGGUGAAAGUAGAACCACCAGCCACCUGGAACUGUCCGCCCAGCUACUUCCCUCUGGAGCACCAGAUAGGAUACAUUUUUAAAGACAACGGAAAGGAGGAGCACUCUAUGAAUCCUCUCAUACCGAGAGGGGUCAGUAAGCUGAGGGUCCGCUCCAGAGACCCCCUGGUCCCUUCCCCCUGGAGCCAGUGGACCCCCUGGAAAAAUGUGGUUACGGGAGGCAAAAAGGAGGAGAAAUGCAAAGAGAAACGCAAAGGAAAAGAUAGCAUCUGCUGCAAGACAGGAGAAAAGAAGGGGACCAAGACUAAGUCGAGAUCUGCAUUCACUGCUAAUGAAUAACGGACAUCGUGCUCCCUAUUGUCGUAUCACUAUGUGUUUCUGGGAUCUAGACAGUUAAAUAUGCCAAUAAAAUGUAAUAUGUAACAUUUUCCCAAAAAGUAGUGAUAAUUAUUGACUUUCCACAUGCAUGUAGUUGGUCUAUAAAGUGGAUGGUCCUCAUGCAGACAUUGUUUUACUUGUGCAAAUUUCAGAUGAAAAUGCUAAUCUGAUGAAUAUGACCAGAAAUUAUUUUUAUCUAUUGUGGAAAUUAGAUCACAACAUCAAUGCAUCAACAUAUACAGGUUGUUAAAGGGGCAUGCUGCAGUUCAAACAAAAACAAACUGGACACAUGCCACUGUCUUGGUAUAAAGGCUGACCGAUGGGGCUGGAGAAAUGUAAAAUAUGUAUUUUGUUUUCGGUUUUGCCUUCUUAUCCAGUAAUAAAGAAGAUGAGUACACAUAACCCCGCUGCGUAUUGGUCCACUUUCUCCGACGAUGAUUUCUCUAUAUCUUCAGACGAAGAAGAGUGUUAUAGAAUCUCCCACCAACCAAGGACCAAGCAGCGGGGUAAGGAGCAAUGGGAGAGUAAUAUGGACUAUCGGGAAAAGUGGACGUGGGAGGAGAUUAUGGCCAGAGAAGGUCCAUGGAGAAAAUGGAGCGAAGAUCGGGAACGCUACAGGGGAACACGACUGGCGUUUAAGCCGGAGAGGCACCCCCAAUAAUUUUUUUGGGGGGGGCACAUGGGUAGUUUGGCUAGGCCAGGCAGUAGACCUAAGCCAGCUCCCCGUGCUUUUUUUGGGAAGCGUUGAGUGGAGAGCGCCAAGGUAUGCGGAAGUGCGCACGAUCUCGCCCAUACGCACGCACAGUCCGGUGCGAGUU